Messenger RNA from Musa acuminata subsp. malaccensis (wild Malaysian banana), 1480 nucleotides. Its product is annotated as non-structural maintenance of chromosomes element 4 homolog A. Gene Ontology annotation, biological process: DNA repair. The record is from RefSeq and is a predicted model, not a curated record. Gene Ontology annotation, cellular component: nucleus; Smc5-Smc6 complex. Lineage: Eukaryota; Viridiplantae; Streptophyta; Magnoliopsida; Zingiberales; Musaceae.
UUGACGUAUAUUACAUAGCCGCAAAAAGUCCGUUCCCUUCACUGCUUCCGAUGCGCGCACGAACUCGCUCAAGUUUCCCGGCAACAGCGCGCGGGAUAUCCGAACGAUCCUCCCAUUGCGGAAUCCCCUAUCAGCUACCGCUCCUCUUCCCGUCCUCUCGUCCUCCCGUCUUUUGCUGCCUUCUUUAGGGUUUUCGAUUAGGGCUCGGUCGGGAGAUCAACGCCGGAGUAUCUCGUGGGAGAUCUUUCUGGCUUCCGCGAACAAUAAUAGCUCCUCUGCUGUAGACUCGACCCAUGGCGAGGGCUGUUAAGAGAAAGCCGGAAACCAGGGGCGGGACGGCGGCAGAGGUGGUGGGAGGCGAGCACGGCGGCAGCAGCGACGCCGGGCGGCGCCGGCAAGGGACGGCAGACCGCCGUAUUCUUCGAUCUCGUUACAUUGCUGUCAAGAACCUCAUCAGCAGUAAACGGGAGGAUAUCACGAGCGCUAAAUCGGAGAGGUUUAAUUCGAUCAUCACGGAAGUGGAAAGCUUGCAUGAACAUGUUCAGAGACCUAGGGAACAAGUUGCAGAUGCUGAGGCUCUACUGGACAUUGCCAACACCUUGUUAACCUCAGUUAGGUCCCAAACAAGCAAUGGAGUGACACCUUCUGAUUUUGUGACUGCAUUGCUAAGGAAUUUUGGUCAACAACAAGGUGAAGCAAAUAUUGAGAAUAUUCUAGUUUUCAACUGGGAUGACAUUGGUCAUGCAGCUUCUCAUGUUUUUAGGACUGCUCCUGGAUGCCCUACGAUGAUCGGUCCCAUGUAUACUGAAUUGAAACAGCGCAAGGUGGUUGUUCAGAGAAAACGAACAAGGGCUACUGAAAGCAGUCAUCCUGAUGAGCUCAUUGAUGCUGGGUCUGAGGUGAAGGCUGAUACCGAAAAGAAUAUGUCAACCAUAUUUGAGAUCUUACGGAGGAAGAGAAACGUAAGGCUGGAAAAUCUAGUGCUGAACAGGGGAUCUUUCUCCGAGACUGUAGAGAAUAUAUUUGCCCUCUCAUUUCUUGUUAAGGAUGGAAGAGCUGAGAUUACGGUGGAUGAUAGUGGGCAUCACCUAGUUUCUCCAAGAAAUGCUCCCAAAGCCUCUGCAGUGGCAUCUGGCGAAGUAUCGUACAGUCAUUUCAUUUUCAGAUUCGAUUUUAAAGACUGGAAGUUGAUGAUGGACUCUGUUGCUGCUGGGGAAGAGCUAAUGCCGCAUAGAACUUUUGCAAUGGAUGAUGUGGUAGGUUAACUUACAUUUUAUUGAACUUUGGCAAAGCUUUGGAGGCCUAGGCGUCUCAGUAGAAUAAGGACAUGUAUAUAUUAGCCAUAUGGUUUGUUCAGCUAUCUUUGGAGAAAGUAAGAGUCCAGUGAUUUUUUUUCCAAUGUCUUAAUAGCUUCAUACCACAUGUAUUAUUGACAUUCGUUCUUUUGACUAAUUAAUUAACCCAACUAUUUAUACUGUGA